AUGAACGCCCCCUUCUCUGCACCGUUGGGACCUGUAAUAGCCGACGACGCCGACGACAACAUCGCUUUUGGGACCGAAGAGUAUUCCCAGCCCCACUGGUCUGUCGAGACUACGCGCAUGAACGAUACCUUUACUCUCACCUUCGACAACUCCACCCUAGGAACACAGCCAAACAGCCGUAUCAUCAUGGUAGAUGACACCAUGCACCAAGUCAAAUGGUCCCUCAAGGUAGAUCCCCAGCAGAAAGUUGGGAUUGUAAAAGUUACCUGGCUAGGUCAGAUAGGUAGUGAGAAUCAGACGAUCGAUCAGGCGGCUGCCAAUUCGGAAGAGUCAACCCCACAACCGGUCGAGGCCUCUCGGGCGACGACUCACGCCAUGCUGAGAGGUCGGAUCAGCGCCGAGCCUAUGACAUUGGGUCAGGACAGUGUCUUCCUGCCAGUCGGCGAACUGAGACAAGGCAAAAACCUGUCGCGCUAUGAAAGCAGGGACAUGUAUCUGACGGUUGAGUGGGAGUCGAGCAAUGGAGCCCGCAGUACAACAAGCGGGGUGUUCACUGUUCUAGACGGCUUUGACAAGUAUAACGAUACUGUAAAGAGACUUCGUGGCAUGAUGGCCACGGAUUCGAAGAACUUUGGCGAGGAGGGCCCCUCCAGCUCGGAAUCGGGCUCGGAUACUGCCUCGGGGCCAACAGCGUCCGUCGUCGCCACGACUACCCUCACACCCACCAGCCCAUCGCUCGAGACCAGCGGGAAUAGCAACAGUGGAAGCGUCAGGUCUGGCCUCCCUGCCGGUGCCAUUGCCGGUAUUGUCAUCGGAUCGGUGCUUGGCCUCGCUCUAAUCGCCUUCCUGGUCUGGUUCUUCCUCCGUCGGCGCCGUCGCGCGGGCCACGUCUCGAACGGCGUCUACGGCUCCGAUCACGGUCCUCAAGAAUACCUCGCCGACAAGGAGAACCGCGCCCACGCCACAGAGUCACCGCACUCCCCCUACUCCGACGACGGACAGAACGCCCAGCACGUGCCGGAACAGCAGCACCACAUCCAACGGGGUAGUGGCCAAGAAGCUGGCGUGCCCGCCUCUGUCGUCAGUGCUACGGAGCGUCGCAUACUGUCGCCGUACAGCGUGGAGGAGCAAACGCCCAUCGUCGCGAGGUCUGUGGAAGACAUGACCCGCAACGGCGCACGAUCGUCGACGCCAAACGUCAACGCAAACGUCUCGCAUCUGAUCGAAGAUGGAAUGACAGAGGACGAGAUACGGCGACUGGAGGAGGAAGAGCUGGCGUUAGACGUCGCAAUCGAGCGGGCUGGCCAGGGACAGCGUCAGGGACAGGAGCAGGGGCAACGUUGA
Molecule: messenger RNA, 1344 nt
Organism: Colletotrichum higginsianum IMI 349063
Lineage: Eukaryota; Fungi; Ascomycota; Sordariomycetes; Glomerellales; Glomerellaceae
Exons: 2
Coding region: 1-1344 (447 amino acids)
Source: RefSeq, a predicted model, not a curated record